Trypanosoma brucei brucei TREU927 is the source of this 1854-nucleotide messenger RNA. RefSeq lists its product as hypothetical. Gene Ontology annotation, cellular component: cytoplasm; nucleus. The transcript has a single exon. The record is from RefSeq and is a predicted model, not a curated record. The coding region runs from base 1 to 1854 and encodes 617 amino acids. Lineage: Eukaryota; Euglenozoa; Kinetoplastea; Trypanosomatida; Trypanosomatidae. Gene Ontology annotation, biological process: positive regulation of transcription by RNA polymerase II; hippo signaling. Gene Ontology annotation, molecular function: protein binding; transcription coactivator activity.
AUGUUCCUUUAUCUUAUCAUCGAUGGAGACUACCUUCUCUCCGGAAUGGAGCCCACGUCGGAGGCCGCCGUGUACGAGGUUGUGGAAAAGAUAAACGAUGUCAUCCGCACUCGCUUUUUGCUCGACGCCGAUUCCUGUGGGAUGUCGUCAACUGAAAAACGUGUGAUUUUCUUCUCUUCAACCAUCAUGAAGGUGCUGCAGCGGAGACAGCAGCGUGACUUGCUCAUAGGUACACUUCGUCGGCUCCGCUUUCAAACACUUGUACUGGAUUGCAUCGCCAGUCGUACUGGUUCACCGGUCGACGCCGCGAUGUGCACGAAAACAAUGGCAUUUUUUUCGAAUAUUGCAGGAACCACUAGUUUGGGUUCCGCAUUGUCUGCAUCCUCAGCAAAUACAACAUAUGUGUACAUGACAGCCAAUGCGCACAUUGCACCAGCGCUGGAGUGGGUUCACAAUGCAGGUUGUGGCGUCUGCUUCAUUGUAUAUGAGGGUGACUCUGUGGCUGACGAACUAAUGGCCUAUGCAGGCCCAAUUCACGGUAACAGUGGUGGCAUAGGAAAGGUUGUAAAGGGAAAUGGUGUUCACUUUGUCACCAGCACCGAAGCGGCACGCGCUGCACUGGCGCUCUUAGAACAGGAGGCAAAGGAGCUUCCCCUUGUAGUGCAGUUGCAACUUCGCAAACUGCAAAAGCAGAUGGCGGGGGAGGAUGACGGCGACAUCGGUGAGCAAGGUAGCGCCCACUGCGGGAAAAGCUGCUUCACCGAAGCACGUGAAAACAGCAGUAGCACCCCUGCUCAUAUAAUGCCACCUCCAAUCGAGGGUAUUGAGAGCCCGUUUGUGGGGGCCGAAAAGGGUGGAAGCAGAAGGGAGAGUGGUGGCGAAAGCGAAAAAACUUCUCGUGUGGAAGCCUCUUGUCAGGUAGCAACCAAGGAGCGCGCUGAAAUGAAGGCAUCUUUCCCUGCCAGCGAGGUGGAAAACUCACCCAGCACCUCUACGCUCGUACGAGAAACUUCGGUGCCCGCGGUGCCGUCCCAAGCUGCUGCUCCAACUGAGGUGGAUACCCUCGAAUUUCCUGAACCUGCCGUAUCUACACGCCUUCCGGCCGGUUGGGCACUGAUGUAUGACCGGCAGCGCCGGCGGCAUUAUUUUGUUCAAACGCAGAGUAAUGGUAAGGUCACGACAACGUGGACGCACCCGGGAGGUAUCGCCGAGCAGAUGGACUUGGAACGGCAGGUGGAUGAGUGGUACGCGAAGCAGCAGUUGCGUAAGCUUCAGGGCAGAGAUAUCCCCCUGCCCGUGACGGACGUUCCCACCUCCAGCAUUAGUGCUGUUGCCACCGGUAAUAUGGGUAUGCCCAUGCCCGUUUCCCCGGCGCCGCCAGCAGUUUCUGUUCUGCCACCACCAUGGGAAGAACAUGUGGAUCCCAAGAGCAGGCGUGUGUUUUACGUCAACCAUCAAACACGCGAAACAACAUGGGUGCGCCCUCAAUGCGUCAUGUCCCAACAGCACCAACCCCUGGUACCUUCUCCAGUCACUGUGACUCCGGUUGUUCAACCACAGGCGCCAGCAGCAGCAGCGUUGCCGCCAUUCUGGGAGGAGCGUGUUGACACGAAGAGCGGACGUGUGUUCUAUGUUAAUCAUCAAACACGCGAAACAACUUGGUCGCGUCCACAGGUGGGUCUGCCUCAGCAGGGUCAGCCGAUACCUGCUAGUCAAACUAACGUGCCAGUAGUUGCCCCUCCACUUGCAACAUCGGCUCUACCACCCUUCUGGGAAGAACAUGUGGAUCCCAAGAGCGGGCGUGUGUUUUACGUCAAUCAUCAAACACGUGAGACAACUUGGACACGUCCUUGA